CUGACGUCAGCACGCAAAGCCCCAAACCCGAGACUGAAGCUGUAAACAAUAAAACCCAACCCGUCCAUCAUCCAUGCGCUAAACAUGCAUUUAUCCGCGAUGACGGCCGUGUUCCCGGUGCUGCUGUGCCUCCUGUGCGCCUCCAGACCCGCUCGAGGUUACUAUGGCAACCCCCUGAACAAGUACAUCCGGCACUACGAGGGUCUGUCGUACGACACGGAUCAGCUGCACAUCCGGCACCAGAGGGCCAGGAGGGCGCUGUCGCACCAGGAGCGCGAGCUGCAGCUGGAGUUCCACGCGCACGGCAGGCAUUUCAACCUGCGGAUGAAGCGAGACACCAGGCUGUUUUCAGACGACUUCAAGCUGGAGAUGUCCGGAGAGGAGCUGGAGUACGACACCUCGCACAUCUACACCGGACAGAUCUACGGAGAACACGGCACUCUGACGCACGGCUCGGUCGUGGACGGGAAGUUCGAGGGCUUCAUUCAGACCCAUCGAGGCACGUAUUACGUGGAGCCGGUCGAGAGAUACCUGCAGGAUAAAAACGUCCCGUUCCACUCCGUCAUCUACCACGAGGACGACAUCCAAUAUCCUCACAAGUACGGGCCGGAGGGCGGCUGUGCGGAUUCGUCUGUGUUUGACAGGAUGAAGAAAUACCAGGCGUCAGUGCUGGAGGAACCGGCGAAGGAGAACCGGUCAGCGGAGGAGCAGGCCUUGCUGAGGAAGAAGAGGAUGACUCAGGUGGAGAAGAACACCUGUCAGCUCUUCAUCCAGACCGAUCACCUGUUCUACAAAUACUACAAGACCAGAGAGGCCGUCAUCGCUCAGAUCUCCAGUCACGUGAAGGCCAUCGACGCCAUCUACCAGGGCACAGACUUCAUGGGCAUCCGCAACAUCAGCUUCAUGGUCAAGAGGAUACGGAUCAACACCACCAGUGACGAGCGCGAUCGGUCCAACCCUUUCCGCUUCGCCAACAUCGGCGUGGAGAAGUUCCUGGAGCUGAACUCGGAGCAGAAUCACGACGACUACUGCCUGGCCUACGUCUUCACCGACAGAGACUUCGACGACGGCGUGUUGGGUCUGGCCUGGGUCGGCGCUCCCGCCGGGAGUUCUGGAGGCAUCUGUGAGAAGAGCAAGCUCUAUUCCGACGGGAAGAAGAAGUCUCUCAACACGGGAAUCAUCACGGUUCAGAACUACGCCUCACACGUGCCGCCCAAAGUCUCGCACAUCACGUUCGCACAUGAGGUCGGACACAACUUCGGCUCGCCGCAUGACUCCGGGUCGGAGUGCACUCCGGGCGAGUCCAAGAGCCAGGAUAAGAAGGAACGGGGGAAUUACAUCAUGUACGCCCGCGCCACAUCCGGAGACAAGCUUAACAACAACAAGUUCUCCGUGUGCAGCAUCAAGAACAUCAGCCAGGUGCUGGAGAAGAAGCGCGGCAGCUGUUUCGUGGAGUCCGGGCAGCCGAUCUGCGGGAACGGGCUGGUGGAGCCGGGCGAGGAGUGUGACUGCGGAUACAGCGAUCAGUGUAAAGACGAGUGCUGCUACGACGCCAAUCAGCCGGACAACAGGAAGUGCAAACUCAAACCCAACAAAGUCUGCAGGUAAAAACACUGGGCCACAGUGCUGACAUCCUCAUUGGUCCUAAUAAUAGGCUUGAUUUCAGAUCAA
This is a messenger RNA of Megalobrama amblycephala (Wuchang bream), 1671 nucleotides long. It is a transcript of the gene adam10b, whose product is annotated as ADAM metallopeptidase domain 10b. The transcript has 11 exons. Gene Ontology annotation, molecular function: metalloendopeptidase activity involved in amyloid precursor protein catabolic process. Gene Ontology annotation, cellular component: synaptic membrane; plasma membrane. Gene Ontology annotation, biological process: membrane protein ectodomain proteolysis; Notch signaling pathway. Bases 85 to 1608 code for a protein of 507 amino acids. The record is from RefSeq and is a predicted model, not a curated record. NCBI's taxonomy places the organism in Eukaryota, Metazoa, Chordata, Actinopteri, Cypriniformes, Xenocyprididae.